UCUUACACUCCAAUAAAUUCUGAACUAAAGAAAUUCGAAAUUAAAUUGUAAUUAAAAAUAAAUAACUAAAUAAAUGCUGGUCCACUCUCGUAUUUUCUUUCUCGCGGUUGUUAGACAGAGGAACAAACAAAUCAACCACCGAUGAAGUGUCCAUAUUGCUCGGCGGCGCAAGGUCGGUGCGCCACGACGACCACGGGCCGGUCUAUAACAGAGUGCACCUCGUGCGGUCGAGUCGUGGAAGAACGCCAAUUCCAGAACCACCACCUCUUCCACGUGCGUGCUCAAGACACCCCUCUCUGCCUUGUCACCUCCGAAAUCCCCGCUCUCGCUUCCGCCUUCCAAGUCGACGAAGACGACCCGUUUGAGCCCACGGGGUUUAUCACGGCGUUUUCCACAUGGUCCCUCGAGCCCAGCCCACUCUUCCUCCGCUCCUCUCUCUCCUUCUCCGGCCACCUCGCCGAGCUCGAACGGACUCUGGAGCUUUCUUCGUCUUCGGCGCCAUCGUCUACGUCAUCGUCGACGGUUGUGGUGGAUAAUUUGAGGGCGUAUAUGCAGAUUAUUGACGUGGCGUCGAUUUUGGGGUUGGAUUGCGACAUAUCGGAUCACGCGUUUCAGUUGUUUAGGGAUUGUUGUUCGGCCACUUGUUUGAGGAACCGGAGUGUUGAGGCGCUUGCUACUGCUGCUCUUGUUCAGGCCAUUAGGGAAGCUCAAGAGCCCCGAACCCUCCAGGAAAUCUCCAUUGCUGCCAAUGUACCGCAGAAAGAGAUAGGCAAGUACAUAAAGAUAUUGGGAGAAGCUCUACAACUAAGUCAGCCUAUCAAUAGUAAUUCAAUAUCAGUCCAUAUGCCAAGAUUUUGCACUCUCCUUCAGCUUAACAAAUCUGCACAGGAGCUGGCAACUCAUAUUGGAGAAGUUGUUAUCAACAAAUGCUUCUGCACUCGGAGGAAUCCAAUCAGCAUCUCUGCAGCUGCUAUAUAUCUGGCAUGCCAAUUAGAAGACAAACGCAAGACACAGGCUGAGAUUUGUAAGGUGACAGGUCUCACGGAGGUCACCCUUCGAAAAGUCUACAAGGAACUAUUAGAAAAUUGGGAUGAUCUACUUCCAUCAAAUUAUACUCCGGCUGUCCCUCCAGAGAAAGCAUUUCCCACAACUACAAUUGCCACAGGCCGAUCUUCAGGGCCUAGAGUUGAUCCAAUUGACCUUUCUUCAGUGGAGAGAGAUAAGCAGCAAGACUCCAAACCAAAUAAGCAGAUUGAAACGUUGGAACCAGGCCUUCAAGCUAGAGGCAAGGAUGAUGCAGAAAGCAACGGCAACCCUUCUGGAACCCAUACUGCUAUGUUGAACCGGCCACCACAUUACAGGCAGCCCUGGCUUCAGUUUGGUCCACCUGGUGUUUGGACAGCAGGAGAUAGAAACCAAACCAUCGUUCGAGCAGACAUCAACGAGGCACAAACGAGCUGUCCAGAGUUGGAGCAAAAGGGGGAUAAGCCCAAGAUCGAUAGCAAGGGUGCUACUAGUUCUCUAAGGCCAAGCCAGUUCUCAACCACUCCAGCUUCAAAUGUGAGUACAAUCACUUGGCCAUUUCGUUCACCACCCUCAUCAGGGCCUACUCCGAACAUGCCAAUUGUGCAUCCGCCAAAGUUGCCACCAGGUUAUGCAGAACUCAAAGGACCGGGGAGCCAAAAUGGAAGUAAAAAUACCAAUCAGGGUGGAGACUCAUAAGUAAAAAUAGAACUUGUCCAUUCUCUCUUUGGUAUAAAUUGUUGUGGAACAUCAUAAUUAGUAGAUGAGGUUAGAGUUGUUUCUAUUUAUAUACCUGCAUUACAUGCCCAUAAUCGUGCUUGUGCUAGAAUGCAUGAAUUUGUUGUGGUAGGCAGAAGAAGGAAAGAAUGGAAUCCAAAGAAUUUAUUUUGAUUUUGAA
This is a messenger RNA of Theobroma cacao (cacao), 1921 nucleotides long. It is a transcript of the gene PBRP, whose product is annotated as plant-specific TFIIB-related protein. The record is from RefSeq and is a predicted model, not a curated record. Gene Ontology annotation, cellular component: nucleus; transcription preinitiation complex. Lineage: Eukaryota; Viridiplantae; Streptophyta; Magnoliopsida; Malvales; Malvaceae. Gene Ontology annotation, molecular function: TBP-class protein binding. Gene Ontology annotation, biological process: transcription preinitiation complex assembly; DNA-templated transcription initiation.